Messenger RNA from Rhagoletis zephyria (snowberry fruit fly), 804 nucleotides. The record is from RefSeq and is a predicted model, not a curated record. NCBI's taxonomy places the organism in Eukaryota, Metazoa, Arthropoda, Insecta, Diptera, Tephritidae.
AUGGCCAAGUCCAAGAAUCACACCAACCACAACCAGAACCGAAAGGACCACAGGAACGGCAUCCACCGUCCAAAGAAGUUCCGCACUCAAUCGUGGGAGGGAAUAAUCAAAGAGUUCCAAGUGGUGCAGCUGUGGCUGUCAAAUGGCGAACUGGUCGAUUGCGAGUACACCAACGACCAGCACAAGGUGGACGCCAUUCAGCGGGAGUUUCUCAAGGUCAAUCCCAACCUUCGCAAAGACAGCAAGUCAUUUUCGCUGAUUGAACAACAUGAAAACUUUACCACUCUGCCGGAGCACCUGAAGCGACUGACCGAGUAUGACAAGUUUGUGCACCAGUGCGUCGGCCUGCACCAGUUAGUUCGCGAGAAGUUUGAGCAGACAAAAAAAAUGGGAAAACGGUCAAAACGGGAAAUGAUGAUUUUUCCGGGAACGAAGUGGUGCGGCAAGGGAUCAAACAAUCUUGAGUUCAGCGACUUGGGCGAUUACUCAUUUGCGGACCGCUGCUGUCGCGAUCACGACCGUUGCAAGUACUCCAUUGGACCCUUCACCUCUCGUUAUCACCUCUUCAACUUUAGGUUCCACUAUGUGUCGCAUUGUUCGUGCGAUGAAAGAUUCCGCUCUUGUUUGAAAGUGGCCGACUCUGGUGCGGCGAACCUAGUAGGAAAGAUCUUUUUCAACAUCGUGCAGACGAAGUGCUUCAUGUUCAGCAUAGAGGAUCACUGCACAGAGACCUCCUGGUGGGGCAACUGCCUGAACAGCAAGCGCCGAAAGCGAGCCGUCUUUCGGGACCCGAUGACCUACUAA